GGCAGAAGUUGAAAGACUUUAAAAUAACUUAUAGAAUACUACAUUACGUAAGUGUAAUCGUUAACGAUCGAUAACGAUUUCGUUGAACGAAAAUUAAUUUAUAUCGAACGAAAGUGAUUAAUAGUUUCAUUGAAAUAUCAUGGAAACACCGAUAGUUCGUGCACGAGUUGUAAAGGUGCUCGGCAGAACGGGCUCUCAAGGUCAAUGUACCCAAGUCAAAGUGGAAUUUUUAAACGAACAGAACAGACAAAUCAUCCGAAAUGUUAAAGGACCCGUUCGUGAAGGAGAUAUUUUAACGCUUUUGGAAUCUGAACGAGAAGCACGACGAUUGCGUUAAUUUUCUCUGCAAAUUUCUGCCAUUGUGAAUAUUAUAAAUUUUUCACGUACGCACGAAGCUGCUGCAAAUUUCGUUGCAACGACAUUCAUUUUUUUUAAUUAACAAAUUUUAUAUCAUAUAUUACAACGAAGAAAAAUUCAUUAACGAUGACUUG
Molecule: messenger RNA, 491 nt
Organism: Polistes dominula (European paper wasp)
Lineage: Eukaryota; Metazoa; Arthropoda; Insecta; Hymenoptera; Vespidae
Product: small ribosomal subunit protein eS28
Biological process (GO): ribosomal small subunit assembly; translation; maturation of SSU-rRNA
Cellular component (GO): ribosome; cytosolic small ribosomal subunit
Molecular function (GO): structural constituent of ribosome
Source: RefSeq, a predicted model, not a curated record